AUGUGCUUUUUAAGACGGCCGGGAGCGCCUGCGAGCUGGAUCUGGUGGAGGAUGCUGCGGCAGGUGUUUCGCAGAGGGCUCCAGUCAUUCUGCCACAGGCUGGGCUUGUGUGUGAGCCGGCACCCGGUCUUUUUCCUCACCGUGCCGGCAGUCCUGACCAUCACCUUCGGCCUCAGCGCGCUCAACCGCUUCCAGACCGAGGGCGACCUGGAGCACCUGGUUGCUCCCAGCCACAGCCUGGCCAAGAUCGAGCGCAGCCUAGCCAGCAGCCUUUUCCCCCUGGACCAGUCCAAAAGCCAGCUGUAUUCGGACUUACACACCCCUGGGAGGUAUGGCAGGGUGAUCCUCCUCUCCCCACCCGGGGACAAUAUUUUGCUCCAGGCUGAGGGGAUCCUGCAGACCCACCGAGCCGUGCUGGAAAUGAAGGAUGGGAGGAACAGUUUUAUUGGACACCAGCUGGGCGGGGUAGUGGAAGUGCCAAACAGCAAAGACCAACGGGUCAAGUCAGCCAGAGCCAUUCAAAUCACCUACUACCUCCAGACCUAUGGUUCUGCCACUCAAGACCGCAUAGGGGAGAAGUGGGAGAAUGAGUUCUGUAAGCUUAUGAGGAAGCUCCAGGAUGAGCACCAAGACCUCCAACUGUACUCUCUGGCAUCUUUUAGCCUCUGGAGAGACUUCCAUAGGACCAGCAUCCUGGCCAGAAGCAAGGUCCUGGUGAGCCUCGUGCUGAUCCUGACCACGGCCACCUUGUCCAGCUCCAUGAAGGACUGCUUGCGCAGUAAGCCCUUCCUGGGCCUCCUGGGGGUGCUCACGGUAUGCAUUUCCAUCGCCACUGCAGCCGGGAUCUUCUUCAUCACUGAUGGGAAGUACAACUCCACCCUGCUGGGAAUCCCUUUCUUCGCCAUGGGUCAUGGAACUAAAGGAGUAUUUGAGCUUCUAUCCGGAUGGCGGAGAACCAAAGAGAAUUUGCCCUUCAAAGACAGGGUAGCUGAUGCCUAUUCUGAUGUGAUGGUAACCUACACCAUGACCAGUUCCCUGUACUUCAUCACAUUUGGUAUGGGUGCCAGCCCUUUCACGAAUAUAGAGGCAGUGAAGGUCUUCUGUCAGAAUAUGUGUGUCUCUAUUCUACUGAACUACUUCUACAUUUUCUCUUUCUUUGGCUCUUGCCUGGUCUUUGCUGGACAACUAGAGCAAAACCGGUACCACAGCAUCUUUUGCUGUAAGAUCCCUUCUGCGGAAUACUUGGACCGCAAGCCUGUGUGGUUCCAGACAGUAAUGAGCGAUGGGCACCAACAGACCUCCCAUCAUGAGACAAACCCCUACCAGCACCAUUUCAUUCAGCACUUCCUCCGAGAACAUUACAACGAAUGGAUUACCAAUAUCUAUGUGAAGCCUUUUGUGGUGAUCCUGUAUCUCAUUUAUGCCUCCUUCUCCUUCAUGGGGUGCUUGCAGAUCAGUGAUGGAGCCAGCAUCAUCAACCUCCUAGCCAGUGACUCCCCGAGUGUUUCCUAUGCCAUGGUUCAGCAAAAGUAUUUCAGCAACUAUAGCCCUGUGAUAGGAUUCUACAUCUAUGAACCCCUGGAGUACUGGAACAGCAGUGUUCAGGAGGACCUGCAGAGGCUCUGUAGUGGCUUUACAGCAGUGUCCUGGGUAGAACAGUAUUAUCAGUUUCUGAAAGUCAGCAACAUCAGUUCCAAUAACAAGACCGACUUCAUCAGUGUCCUACAAAGCUCGUUUUUAAAAAAGCCAGAAUUCCAACAUUUCCGUAAUGAUAUCAUUUUCUCCAGGGCGGGGGAUGAGAACAACAUCAUCGCUUCGCGCUUAUAUCUGGUGGCCAGGACUAGCAGGGACAAGCAGAAGGAAGUCAUAGAAGUUCUGGACAAGUUGAGGCCCCUGUCCCUCUCCAAGAGUAUCCGCUUCAUCGUGUUUAACCCUUCCUUUGUUUUCACAGACCAUUACAGUUUGUCAGUCAUCGUACCUGUUCUGAUCGCAGGUUUCGGGGUUCUCCUCGUGUUAGUCCUGACUUUCUUCCUGGUGAUCCAUCCUCUGGGAAACUUGUGGCUGAUUCUCAGUGUCACCUCAAUUGAGCUGGGCGUUCUGGGCUUAAUGACACUGUGGAAUGUCGACAUGGAUUGCAUUUCUAUCCUGUGCCUUAUUUUCACUUUGAAUUUUGCCAUUGACCACUGUGCGCCACUACUCUACACGUUUGUACUAGCGACUGAGCACACCAGAACACAGUGUAUAAAAAGCUCCCUGCAAGAGCAUGGGACAGCCAUUUUGCAAAACAUGACUUCUUUUCUUAUUGGGUUGCUCCCCCUCCUAUUUGUGCCUUCAAACCUGACCUUCACACUGUUCAAAUGCUUGCUGCUCACCGGGGGUUGCACGCUUCUGCACUGUUUUGUGAUCUUGCCUGUGUUCCUAACCUUUUUUCCUCCUUCCAAAAAGCACCACAAGAAAAAGAAACGCGCCAAACGGAAGGAGAGAGAGGAAAUUGAAUGCAUAGAAAUUCAAGAGAACCCUGAUCACGUCACCACAGUCUGA
Messenger RNA from Psammomys obesus (fat sand rat), 2541 nucleotides. RefSeq names its product patched domain containing 4 (gene Ptchd4). The record is from RefSeq and is a predicted model, not a curated record. Bases 1 to 2541 code for a protein of 846 amino acids. Gene Ontology annotation, cellular component: membrane. The transcript is spliced from 3 exons. NCBI's taxonomy places the organism in Eukaryota, Metazoa, Chordata, Mammalia, Rodentia, Muridae.